This is a messenger RNA of Bursaphelenchus xylophilus (pine wood nematode), 1882 nucleotides long. Lineage: Eukaryota; Metazoa; Nematoda; Chromadorea; Rhabditida; Aphelenchoididae. The record is from the annotation of a GenBank genome assembly.
AUGAACGGAUUCUCUCCUCAACAGCAAUUUCCAGCCGAGAAUUCAGAGGAAACCCCAAAAAUACGCAAGAGGAAGCUGGAAAAUGACGAGAAUGAAGAGCCGGAGAGCAAGUUACCGGCGAAUGUAAGUCUCCAAACUGUAGGAUCAUUCCUUUUAGAUCAUUUCAAGCUUGGCCAGUAUGGUAGAUCAAGCCGGCAGUAGCUCCAUGGGAAAUUACAGUAUGUAUCCCGCGUACAACGGCUCAUUUAACAUGAACUUUGGCGGGAUGGAUCCUCAACAACUCCUCCAGCCAUACAAUGGAGAAGGAAGUUGUGGCCAGGCAGUAAGUUGAGAGUUAUCUUUUAAUUAGUUAUGCGGUGACUUGGAUGGGUGUUGUGACGAAAAAAUUUUUUUUUAUUUUUUUUUUGAUGAUUUUAGGACCCUUGUUACGCAAUCAUCAAUAAAAUGGCAUGGUAGUCGUAGUCGGUCAGAUAAACUUUUGUAAAUUUAAUUUUUGUGCCUGAUUGUCUACUUUUAGCCAUUUUAAGGCCAAAUUUGACGGGAAUUCGGAAAAAAUAUUGCCUUUGGAUACUUUUCGGUGCUGAGCACAUUUUUCUAACUUGUUAGUUAAUUUUUUUUUAUUGCAAGUGCUUCUGAUCAACCCUUCAGGGAAGAUGCAUUUUUUAGGUAACAAAAAAUACGUUUCUUAUUGUUAAGUUCGGAUUUUGAUGACUCUUCGCUUUUCAAUAAACGCUUUCAGUAUGCCCAAAGCACUCCUAAUCCAGCUACUUUUGUCAGCCAACAAGCCCAAUUCCAACAGAAUUAUAAUAUGUUUCAUAACUACAACCCCAACCUCUUCAACAGCCCUUUGACGGAUAACACUUACUCCUCGAAUCAAUCCCAGCCUUACCUCAACUCAACCGACUCGGGCCUUGGGACUAGUGGAAGUAUGGGAGGAUCUCUUCAUAGUACCGCCAACUCAGAGCUUCAGGAUUUUUUGCAAGGUGCAGAAGGAGAAGCUACAGAAACAGUCGGAAUUGAAGUUCAUCCGGAUGACGUCAAGACCAAAUACGACGAAGUUCCUGGCCGUUUGGCACUGUUGAAUGCCAAUGUCAAGCAUACUGUUACGUUAGCUGAAGUCAAGAGGAGAUUGGGACAUCCAGAAGGGUUAAACAUGUCAUUAAUUGGAGGGUAUUUGAGGAAGUAAGUUAGGAGUUUUACUUGUCAUUAUAUUUACAAGACUUUUUAUCACGUAUUAACUUUAAACUUUAUAUUAUUUUCUUUUCCAGAGCCAAAAACAAAAAUGGCGGGCAAAAGAUCAAGGAGCAACUUUCACAAGCCGGGAUCUCAAUCCCCUCAGGCAAAAGAAGGCAAACGGAUCCGACAGCCUUUACAGCACUUACGGAGAGCGAAACCAACACUUUGGUAGAGGAUUUUGAUGCCUUAAAUCGAAAGUUCUUCCCUCAAGAAGCUUUUAUUCAAGAAGUUCAAGCCGAGUUUAUGAAACCUGAAGUCUACAACGCAUAUAUUCAAAUCCAACAAGGCUACCUGAAUCCUCAAAGGGCUGUGGAAACGGUUAAGUUUGUUCUGAGGAUCUGCAGGAACAUUAUGCAGAGGGAUCAGUCGAUUUAUGAACACAGGGGCUUUACUUCACCGUAUGGAAAGCUUUCACCUCGAUUACAACAUGAUUUGGAGACGUUUAAUCUUGUAAGUUGGUUUUUUAAUACAUGAAUUUAGCUUUUUUCCUCAUUCUGUUCUAUUUUAUAAUCAUCUAUCAUACCUAAUUUUUUUCUUCCAGGUAACCCACGAUUUUGCUGUGCGAGCAUUUACAUCGAUGCUGUCAGCUCUGAUUGGAGAGACAGAGCCCGAAGGUAGCUUCGAUAUCCCAAUGUCACUCCAAUAA